Molecule: messenger RNA, 1483 nt
Organism: Teleopsis dalmanni
Lineage: Eukaryota; Metazoa; Arthropoda; Insecta; Diptera; Diopsidae
Biological process (GO): synapse organization
Cellular component (GO): neuron projection membrane
Source: RefSeq, a predicted model, not a curated record
UGUGCAGAUAAAGUGUAUUCAAAUGUGAUUUAUAAGGCUUAAGCGGUAUUAAAUAUGAAAUAAAUCAACAAAAUAAUUCCAAACAUAAACACAGUUAUGCAAACAAUGCGUGAAGAUACAAACACCUGCAGUAUGCCUGCGUGCUACGAGAAGGAUAUUUCAGUUGCGUGUGUUAUCCUUAGGAAAUAUAUGAAAUUUCAAUAAACAAAAUUUGUAUAAAAGUUAUUUAUAAUCCACAAGUAGCAAAUAAACGUUUGUGUGUACGCACUCGAGCUUCCAGCUACAAAGAAAAUCUGCAAUUACAAUAGUUGCAAACGUUGUGGAGAGGAAGAGCAGCAGCAUUGUUCGGUAUUGGCAAAAGUGUGAACUAAAGUUUCUGCAAAACAAAUAUCAAAAAAAAUAAUACCAACAGCUGCAGUAACACAAUUGGGACUGCCACGGGCAACAGACAAGCAGCCAACAACCAACAGCUAACAGCUAACAGCCAACAGACACAAGACGCUCCACAACAGUGAAAAAAUGGAUUCGAAGAGCUUCUACAUUUUGACAUUGCUGGCAGCUGUCACUUUAAGAACGGUUGUUGCCGUUAGCAAUGCCACAGGUUUGCAGGGCGGAAUAGCAACUGCAACUUCAACCGCAACAGCAACAGCAACAAUUGCAAGUGCAGCAUCAGCGCAGGCAUUGAAAAAUGUUUCAGUUGCUGCGAGUAUAACAACAUCAAUUAAUGCAACAUUAGCCACAAACACUUCAACAGCAAAAUCAAGUGAAACUGCAAUAAUACAAGCGGCUUCACUAACAAGUGUAAUAACAUCAUCAGCUACAGCAGCAAUUACAUUAAAUGACACAACAUCAGUUGAAGUGUCUGCAAUAAGUUUGUCAUCCGCCGAGAUAGCAGAUGCAGAUGCAGAUGCAAACACUAAUGCGACAAAUUUAUCACAUAAACAUGCAAAUAAUUCACUUGAUGAUGAUGAAGAGGAGGAUGACUUGCACCUAUCAUCGGAUUCAUUAACGAAAGGAUUCUCUAUUCCCACAUUUUUACCACCAUUUCCUGAAUUUGCGGUGGCAGAUUUGCCAAACUAUAUAACCACAACGUUACCACCGACAAUUGCAGAUAAUGAUAUAUUUCAGGGGGAAGAUCAAAUUUAUUUGGAUGCUUAUACUAAACAAUUGUCAAGGCGCAAUUUAACAAGACACUCGACAAAUAUUACAGUACAAAUGGGUAAUCACGCCUAUCUACCAUGCAAUAUACGUCGUAUUUCAAAUAAACCUGUGUCUUGGGUUCGUGUACGUGAUGGACAUAUACUUACUGUAGAUCAAACCACUUUCAUAGCCGAUCAACGUUUCCAGUCCAUUUAUAAAGAAGAAGAUAACUUCACUUGGUCCUUACAAAUAAAAUACGUACAACAAAACGAUGAAGGCUGGUAUGAGUGUCAAGUGGCUGUCGAGUCUAAAAUGAGUGCUAAAGUUUAUUUAAGCGUUGUUG